Molecule: messenger RNA, 1860 nt
Organism: Coccinella septempunctata (seven-spotted ladybird)
Lineage: Eukaryota; Metazoa; Arthropoda; Insecta; Coleoptera; Coccinellidae
Exons: 3
Coding region: 178-1464 (428 amino acids)
Source: RefSeq, a predicted model, not a curated record
CGUCUAUGGUUCUGGGUGGCUAACCUUAAAAAUAUUUCAUGUUCUACGAUUUUUACAUCUGACAGAAAAACAAAGUUGUAAAUGAUUUCUGUUGGAGGCAAAUUAUAACAAAGAUUAAUAAUAAUAUCAAUAUAUUCUUUCUAGAUAAUCAAACUGGUGAUUAUUUUGAAUGAAAUCAUGGAUAAAACGCCGAAAGGAAAAUCAUUAAGGUUUAUUAGAUCGAACGACAAUAAACCAAAUUCUAAUUCUAGUCCUGUAAAAGAGGCAAAAAAACAAAGAUUCUGGAAUCACGAACCCGAUAGUCAAGAAAAUGUAGAUGUAUCGUGGGAUUGGGACUCCCCUAAAAAUAUAAGACCGAAAGUUUUGAGGGUAAAAAAGAGGGAAAUUCAAAUUCACAAAUCACCAAUAUUAGCCCCCAAAAAAACAUCACAAAAAGAUCACAUUAAAAAUUAUGAAAAAUUGAAACAGGAAUUACAAGCUCUAAGAGAUGAAAUAGCCAGAACAGAUGAUUGUUUGCCUCUUUCACCUGUUGAUGAACAAAUGUUUAGAGAAGAGAGUGUCAACACCGACAUCAAUUCUUUCAUUGAAGAACAAUAUUAUCAUAUUGAAAAUCAAGAGAUAGAGGCACUGAAAACUGAAAAACAAAUUACCAAGCAAUGUGUUAAUAAAACAGUGAAUGAGUUAUUUGAUGAUGAUUAUGAUGAACAAUUAUAUUUAUGUACUCAAAUGAUUGAAGAAAAUCUAAAUGGGUUUAAUAAAACUGAAAAUUAUAAAAUAAAUGGAAAUCACACUAUAUAUACGAAUGAUGUGAAUAAGAAUAUCGAGAUCUCUUCUAGUGAAAAACAACAUGCACAGAAUUCAGAAGAUGCAGGUUGUAGUAAUUUUAUAUCUGUUGAUCUUGUUAAUAGAGAGAAAAAUUUGGAAUCUAAAUCAAUAGAUGAUUCUUUUGAUGCUCUCUUACUAGAAUUCAAAGAUGAAGACAUUGAUACACUUUCUCAAACAACUGACAAACACUCAUCAAUAGUACCUCACAAAUUUCAAAGUAAAAAUACAACGAAUUUAAGCUUCAAGAGAACAAUUUCUGAUGCUAAUGUGCAGUAUAUUUCUCAAGCAUCUGCUCCCCCUACGUUACACAAAACUGGUUUUCAGAGAACACAAAGUUUUGAUAAUGACAAUUUACCCAAACAUGUUAUGGAAGAUAUUGAAAGGAAACGUAAAGAAGCCUUAGCUAGACUUAUGGAAAGAAAAGACAAGGAAAAACGAUUACUCUUAACACCUACUAACUCUAGUAGCGAUAAUUCAAUUAUGAAAUGUUCUCCAGAUGAGAUUGAGAAAAAGAGGCUUCAAGCGAAGGCAAUAAGAGAAGCCAAACAAAGGGAUAUCAUAGAAAGGAACAGACAAGAGGCCAUAAGGAGGUUAAAAAUGAAUAGGCGUAAAAGAAUGGAAAAUUCAAAAACGCAAUAAAGAAAUAUGGAGAUUUACCUUUGUGAUAAUUGAAAUAUGAUAAAUCAGUAAUAAUCAGCAUUGUUAUUGUUUGUGGAAGAAAAAAAUGUUAACCAAAUAUUUUUUUAUUGAAAAGAUUUUUACAAAAAAUGUAUAUUCAUUUCAAGUAUAUGUAUACAUAAAUUAGACAAUGUUAAAAUCGAGACUUCUUCUCUCCAUUCGAUACAUUCUUUAAUUCUGUGGAAAAUUGGCAGCAGCAAUACAAAGCCAAUAUUAAAAUCGUAUUGCUGGUAAAACUAGCUGAAAAAAAGAUGCAACUUAAGUUCAAUAGAUCAUUUACUUGAUAUGAAAAAUUGUUUUGUUAUAUUAAAAGUAUACAUCCUUAUUUAUGAAUCAAUAUAAUCCUUUUAUAUGAUA